AUACUUUUUUACACUGUCACUUUACAUAUACACUGUAUACUUUUUUUUUGCAGUGGAAACGGUCAAAGCAGGAAACACAGGUAAGCAAAAUUCCCCUUUUUGAACGUAUGUUUUCCUCUCAUGUGUGAAAGCAAAUAACAAUGUCCCCUAUAGCAGAAAAGACCCCGGCGUACGGGGAAAAUAUGGCCGAACCGAAAUGCAGAGCUGAGCUCAUCAAAUACUGGAUGAACAUUAACUUUGAUAAGCGGACGGCCAACAGGAAGCUGUGGGUAUCAGAGGGCGGGGCUAAGGUGGCUCGUUUGACCGAUGACAUCACCUGUCCCGUCUUGGAGGGACCGGAGAGAUUUGAGUACAUGCCUCAGGUGUUGUGCAAGGAAGGCGUGGAAGGUUUCCGAGCAUACUGGGAGGUGGAGUGUUUAGGCUGGGUGGUGGUCGGCCUGGCCUACCAGAACGCCGGAAGGAGGAACGAGCAAGGCUGCUGCGGCCUCGGAGAUAACGAGGAUUCCUGGGGUCUGGGCUGGAGUGGUACUUCUUAUCACGCCUGGCAUGAAGGUCAAGUUCGCGCGAUCCCGGAGAUUUCCAAAUCUUCCGUGUUAGGCGUGUACAUCGAUCAGCCUGCCGGGAUCCUUAACUUCUACGCCGUGGAAAAGAAAGAGGACAGGGAGGAGGAGGUGAAACUCCUGCAGCGCAUAAAGAGCUGCUUUAGGGAGAAGAUGUUGCCAGGGGUCUGGCUGGGGGUCAAUUCACACUGUGUGGUCCGAAAGAGGGAGGAAUAAAGGACUGACUUUAUGGAUACACUAAAAGUCGGUCAUCGUCUUGUAUUAUUGUGUGUCAUGUCAUCAUAUAUAUUAAAAAAUGUAUAUUGUAG
Messenger RNA from Entelurus aequoreus (snake pipefish), 868 nucleotides. RefSeq names its product tripartite motif-containing protein 16-like. Gene Ontology annotation, molecular function: protein binding. NCBI's taxonomy places the organism in Eukaryota, Metazoa, Chordata, Actinopteri, Syngnathiformes, Syngnathidae. The record is from RefSeq and is a predicted model, not a curated record. The transcript is spliced from 3 exons. Bases 141 to 776 code for a protein of 211 amino acids.